Molecule: messenger RNA, 1941 nt
Organism: Rhodotorula toruloides NP11
Lineage: Eukaryota; Fungi; Basidiomycota; Microbotryomycetes; Sporidiobolales; Sporidiobolaceae
Product: protein of auxin efflux carrier family
Exons: 10
Coding region: 1-1941 (646 amino acids)
Biological process (GO): transmembrane transport
Cellular component (GO): endoplasmic reticulum; membrane
Source: RefSeq, a predicted model, not a curated record
AUGGGCAUCUUGCUGCCAGGCAGCCCCGUUCUCCUCUCGCUGCUCGCCCCCACCACAGACCCAGCCAACUCGACCGCCUCAGCCGCUCUCGAUGCGCUCGCCCAUGUGCCCAAGCAGCCCAGCCAGGCCAACCCGCUGCCUGCACUCAUCAGCGUCGUCGUAGAGAGCAUCCUCGAAGUCGCUAUCCUCUGCGCAGUGGGAUGGUAUCUCGCCAAGAAGGGGAUCGUUGAUGCAAAGGCGAAGAAGACGCUCAACAAAAUCAACACCUCGCUCUUCACGCCCUGCCUGCUCUUCAACAAAGUCGCCUUCUCGCUCACACCCGACAAGCUCGCCGAACUGUACAUCAUCCCGAUCGGCUUCUGCCUCGUCUCGGCGUUCUCGGCGGGCGUUGCGUACCUCCUCGGACGGGUUGCGGGACUGAAGAAGGGCCAGAGGGACUUUGCAAUUGCCUGCGCGACCUUCCAGAACUCGAACUCGCUCCCGAUCGCGCUCCUCCAGUCCCUCAUCGGCGAAAAACUCCCGCUCGCGUGGGGUCCGCAUGACACGAGGGAUGGAAUGCUCGGAAGGGGUUUGACGUACCUCGUACUCUACUCCUCGCUCGGCAUCAUCGUCCGCUGGUCCAUCGGUGUCCGCCUCCUCUCCUCCGCCGAGACCCAGUCUCCGACGGGUGACACCAGCGCCGAGCGGGACCCCGAGCGCGGCGAGCAAGUCGGACCGGGAGUGAGGGAAGACGAGACGGACGACAGGGAGAAUGACGGGUUGCUCGCGAGUUCGGGGGGAGACGGGAACGGCGAGAGCGUGCGGAGGACGAUCCUCAAGAAUGGUGGUGGGGCAAGGAGGACGCGUGAAUCGACUGCUUCGUCGUCGACUCUCGCGCCUGAUCCGUCGGCCUCGACCAGCUCGAACGGGACCGGCAAACUCGUCCCCCUUCCGCCUGACACGACCGAUCACGCCGACGACCAAGGCGCGUUGUCGACUCCCCAGAAGCGCAGGAAGCGUACCCGCAUCUUCCAAUCUUUCCCGAACACGCCCAUCCCGAGCGUCUACUCGUCCUCUUCCUUGCGCAGUAGCGCCGACUCGGCAUCCUUCGACGACGAGGACGAGGAUGCGGACGGCGAAGGGGACGACAGUCUCGCGUCGUCCGGAUGGGACGACGAAGACGCAGAGUGGGGCGCUCGGCGCGGAUUCGGGCGUCGCUGGCUCAGCACAGGCUCGACUUCGCCGUUCUUUAUGCGCGUCAAGAAGGGCACCUCGAGGGCUUGGAGGAAGACCAAGAGGGUUUGGGCCAAGGUGGCCGACUUUAUGACCGUGCCUCUUUGGGCGGCGGUUCUGAGUCUCGUCGUCGCGUGUAUCCCUCCGCUUCAGUCGGUCUUGAACAGGGCGGAGCCGGUCAAGAGCGCCAUCCGCUCGGCAGGGUCGUGCUCGGUCCCGAUCACGCUCGUCACGCUCGGCGCCUACUUCUACCGCCCUUCCGCCGCCUCAGCAGCCGACACCUCUCCCCUCCGCCGCGAAGAACAAGAGCUCCCACGCUCGUUCCGGUCCAAGCUCUUGCACCUCGUCAAGAAGCCUUUCAAGCCGCGCAAGAACAACGGUGACGGCGACGGCGACACGGCGAAAGGCGAGACGAGCACGGUCGUUGUCGCGGUCGUCUCGAGGAUGGUUGUUGUCCCGCUCGUGUUGAUUCCGCUCUUUGCGUGGUACGCAAAGGUAACGGUCAACGUCGCGGACGACCCGGUUUUCGUCGUCGUCGCGUGCUUGCUCAUCGGAUCCCCGACGGCAAUCACCCUCGCGCAAAUCACCUCUUCAGCCGCAGGCCCGACCUUUGAGAAACUCAUCUCCCGCACACUGCUGGUCAGCUAUGCGUUGCUCACCGCACCAUCGACUAUCGUACUCGUCCUCGCAGCCUUGUGGAUCGACGGGUUGCAACAUCCGCAUACCUAA